Brassica oleracea var. oleracea is the source of this 1617-nucleotide messenger RNA. Its product is annotated as phenolic glucoside malonyltransferase 2-like. NCBI's taxonomy places the organism in Eukaryota, Viridiplantae, Streptophyta, Magnoliopsida, Brassicales, Brassicaceae. The record is from RefSeq and is a predicted model, not a curated record. The transcript has a single exon. Bases 61 to 1431 code for a protein of 456 amino acids.
UUUUUCAAUCAUUCACACAAGAAACUCAUCUCUUGUUUCUUUCUCUUUCUGGUAACAUCAAUGACAAUAGUCGUUGUUGAGGUCACCCGAGUCAUCCCCGCCGCUGACUCGGUCCUAAACUCGCCCAACUCGCUCAAAAUCCCGUUGACUUUCUUCGAUCUACCAUGGCUACGAUUCAACCCAGUCAAGCGAGUCUUCUUCUACAGGCUCAACGAGUCAACUCGUGAGAAUUUCCACUCCUUCAUCCUCCCCAAGCUCAAACUCUCCCUUUCCCUCGUCCUCGCCAGCUACCUCCCUCUCUCCGGCCGCAUCACCUGGGACCCAAACGACCCCGCACCGAGCAUCGUCGUCUCUCCAAACGACGCCGUGUCGUUGACCGUCGCCGAGAGCGAAGCUGAUUUUUCCUUUCUUUCCGGCUAUGGUCAACGUCCAGUCACCGAGUUACACACCUUGGCACCCGAGUUAACCUUUUCCGAUGACUCAGCAUCGGUUUAUUCUCUGCAGAUCACGUUGUUCCCUGACCACGGAUUCUCCAUCGGCUUCGCAGCACACCACUCCGUUUUGGACGGAAAAACGGCAACCAUGUUCGUUAAAGCUUGGGCCCACUUGUGCAAACAACACUUAGAAGAAGAGAACAAAGUCAACUCUCUUCUUCCGGAGAAUCUAACUCCGUCUCUUGACCGGUCGUGGCUCACCGGUCUAACCGGACUCAACGAGAAGAUGGUCGAGGUUGUUACAACUAUGAAAGGGAGAAGCCUGGGUCCGAUUCCCGCCAAGGAACUCGAAGACGAAGUCGUUCUAUCCACGCUCGUGCUGUCUCGCGAUGACGUGGAGAGACUCCGGGAGAGAAUCAAGAGCCAAUCACCGAGUCAAUACCUUAGGCUCCACGUGUCUACUUUUGUCAUCGCGUACGCCUACGUGUGGACCUGCCUUGUGAAGGCGCGUGGAGGAAACAUGGAGAGGUACGUGACUUUCUUGUUUAUGGGAGACUUCAGAGAGCGGUUGGAUCCGCCGCUUCCAGCGACCUACUUGGGGAACUGCGUGUUUCCGGCGGGUAGCUACAAACGCAAGGCGGCGGAAUUUGGGGAGGAGAGAGGGUUUUUGACGGCGGUGGAGAUCCUCAGUGAACUGGUGAAAGGCUUGAGUUCGCGGAAGAUAGAAACGAUUCUGGAGGAGUUUAGGGCUAUAUUCAGUUGCAAGGGCGAGAGCUCACAGUUCGGGACGGUAGCUGGAUCGACCCGGUUGGGAGUAUACGAGUCGGAUUUCGGGUGGGGAAGACCGGUUAAGAGUGAUGUUAUCUCUAUCGAAGGAGAGAGAAUCUCAAUGGGAGAGAGACGUGACGGAUCAGGUGGCGUCGAGAUUGGAGUGUGUCUGAAGAAGACUGAAAUGGACAAGGUCAUUGCUUUGUUCAACAAUGGUUUACAAAACUAAACGCCUUUCUUUGUUCCUACAAAGUUUCAAUAAGGCAAAGAUCAUUGAGUUGUGAGCUUUGUAUUAUAUAUAAUUGGGUGUUUUGGGUUGCGUCAUGUGUUUUGGGUUAAUUGUUCAUUGCCAGGGUCUGGGUGGGUACAGAGAAACCCUGUGAUACAAGGAAUGUCUAUUUGCUUAUCGUAAAAA